This is a messenger RNA of Haliotis rubra (blacklip abalone), 639 nucleotides long. RefSeq names its product neuronal acetylcholine receptor subunit alpha-6-like. Gene Ontology annotation, molecular function: neurotransmitter receptor activity; monoatomic ion channel activity; transmembrane signaling receptor activity. Lineage: Eukaryota; Metazoa; Mollusca; Gastropoda; Lepetellida; Haliotidae. The transcript has 3 exons. The coding region runs from base 1 to 639 and encodes 212 amino acids. The record is from RefSeq and is a predicted model, not a curated record. Gene Ontology annotation, cellular component: membrane; neuron projection; synapse. Gene Ontology annotation, biological process: monoatomic ion transmembrane transport; signal transduction; regulation of membrane potential.
AUGCCGUGUCUUGUCGUGACGCUGGUCGCUCUGCUGGGGCUCCUGGUGCCCAACGAAUCAGGGGAGAAGAUUACGAUUGGAAUCACGUCUCUGCUGGCAAUGAUAGUAUUGCUGCUUGUUAGUUCACAGUCAACGCCACCGACGUCGAUUGUGACCCCUCUUAUUGUUGUGUACUAUACAAUCAACAUCGUCAUUGUGUCUCUGAGUGUUGGUCUGGCCGUGUUCACUCUGAAUAUCCAUCACCGAGGGGCGAGAGGACACAGACCCCCACGGCUUGUCAAAACACUGUGUUUCGGUUUUCUUGCGAAGAUCCUCCUUGUCAAAGUAGACCUGCCAGAGUCUGCCAAGCUGGAAAUGAUACCAAAUCCUGCUAAUCAUCAGGCCAUGAAUGCAUACCAGCCAGCACCCACCCCGACAGAGGGACAACCUGGUGGAGGGAAUAACGUGGUGGAUGUUCUCAACCGACUGCUCCACACGGUAGAGAAGGCCAUGGACCUACACAAGAGGAGGAUCACAACACAAGACAGUCUUGACGAGGCUACAUAUGAGUGGAAACAGCUGGCCAUCGUUCUCGAACGCGCUCUGACGAUUAUAUUUCUCAUCGUCACUGUUUGUACGACGAUUGCAAUGUUCUCGUAG